This is a messenger RNA of Biomphalaria glabrata, 1593 nucleotides long. Its product is annotated as transmembrane protease serine 13-like. Gene Ontology annotation, molecular function: serine-type endopeptidase activity. NCBI's taxonomy places the organism in Eukaryota, Metazoa, Mollusca, Gastropoda, Planorbidae. The record is from RefSeq and is a predicted model, not a curated record. The transcript is spliced from 9 exons. The coding region runs from base 270 to 1580 and encodes 436 amino acids. Gene Ontology annotation, biological process: proteolysis.
GUGGGGUGUGUCGUAGCUAUUUCUCAUGAUCUCUGGGUAGAUGAUCACCGAUACAGUUUAAAUACACUUUGGUGACGUGACAUAAAUAUGUUUUUAAUAGUGGUGUGGUGACUCUUCGUGCGAGACAGACAUGAGCCACUGGUCAGAUGUCAUUCACGGCAGAGCCAACUAAAUGCCGCUAUAGAUGUUUACAAACGCUAAUAUAGAAUAAGAAAUAUGACAAACAUUCAUUUCGUUGCUGAUGUCUGACAACUAACUUACCAAACAUCAUGUCUGAGUGUCAUUGGUGUCUAACGGCGUUUAUCCUAGGCUGUGUCUUCACCUCCACGACACAACAAGACUCUGCAGUAAGAGACACACCCAAGGGUCUGGACAAUUGCCGUAUUUUGGGCGCCACCUGCGAAACAUCAUGUUCUGUAUUCAGAACUAUCUCUUUGACAGCACUUUGUCCUAAUAAAUUAAUUUGUUGCAGAAGUCAAAACGGGAAUAAAGGAAAUCAAACAAAAAAAUCAUACUUUUGGAAUAGAGUGGAUAUUCCUGAUGUCGGAGAAGAACUCGAGAAUUAUAUGACUUACACAGCGCCAACUACGACCACCAAGAGAAAACCAUCUUUCUUCGACUUCUUCAGAGACUAUAGAGAUAAGUUGAAAACUAAAACAAAACAAGAAAUCGAGGAGUCGUUUCUGAACUCGCUGAAAAAAUUUAAACUACCAAACAUAGAGUCCAUUUGGUCAAAGCUUAAUCGGUCAAGCAAACAUCGUAAUUCUGAAAGGUGUGGUCUGCCAAUGAACGCUCGGUUCAGGCGCGUGGUCGGUGGAGCUCUGGUGGGCAGGUGUGUCUACCCCUGGAUGGUCUACAUAUCACGUGACCCAGGUAAAGAUGACCUGUGUGGUGGCACCCUGGUCUCAGAUAGACAUAUCUUAACGGCCGCUCACUGUUUUGACUUUUUAGAAUCCAGAUGGCCAACUCUAACAAUUGGGGAAUAUAUCAAAGGGGAAGAACGAGUUGCAUCCAAAUUUGUAACGUCAAAUUACACAGUUGUCUCCCAUCCGAAUUAUGACAGUUUUACUUACAGUCACGACAUUGCUUUGUUGACUUUGGCCCAGCCCAUUGACCUGGACAGGUUCGAGUGUCUAAACCCUAUUUGCCUACCCCAACCUGGACAAUUCGUUUCCGUAGGCGAUUCUUGCAGCGUUGCUGGAUGGGGCUCUACAUCUCGUACCAUCAACGCGCCUGCAGUGUCCACAUCAUUUCUCAUGUCUACCUCAGUCCGAGUGGUCAACGGCAGCUACUGUCAAGAUAAGUUUGGAAGCUUGUAUAAUCCAAGAAUACACAUAUGUGCCGGGGACAUGUCCGGGGCCUCGGACUCUUGUUUGGGUGAUUCUGGCGGACCUUUCAUGUGCAGUCAUGAUGUCAUCAACAAGGGGAAUACAGAAGAUGGAACUAGCAGGCUCUACAUGAUGGGCGUCAUAUCGGCAGGAGGCGCCCCUUGCGCUCAAAAGGACACCCCUGCGUUGUACACUAACAUAAGCCAAGUGAUGGAUUGGAUACAAACAGAGAUGGCGUCAUCAGAUCAAUAAACGUUUUUUUUUU